AUGGGGGGGUUCCAACCUUUCAUCCUUGCAUUUCUUGGUGUUUUGUCUCUUAUACUACUACUUCUGGUUCAUGCCCAGGAUCAAUCAGGCUUCAUAAGCAUAGAUUGUGGGUUGUUGCCAGCAAAUUCAACAUACAAGGAAAAGACAACAGGCAUAGAUUACGUCUCAGACGCCAACUUCAUAGACACUGGUAUUAGUAGGAGCAUAGCAUCUGAAUUGAUAGAUACCCUUCAACGGCAGGUAUGGACUGUCAGAAGCUUUCCUCAAGGAGUCCGGAACUGUUACACCAUUAACAUCAGAAGAGGCAUUAGAUAUUUGAUACGAGGAACCUUCUUGCAUGGGAAUUACGAUGUAGAAGGUAAUUUACCAGAAUUCGAUCUGUAUCUGGGGACAAACAUGUGGGAUACAGUCAAGGUGAGGAAUGCAUCCUUUAGUAUUAACAAGGAGGUCAUACAUGUCCCAACUCGAAACUAUAUACACGUCUGUCUCGUAAACACCGGCCUAGGGACACCAUUUAUAUCAACAAUAGUGUUCAGGCCAUUACAAAACAACUCGUACGUGACCAAAUCUGGAUCGUUGGCACUCUUUUGGCGCGCAGACACUGGUUCGACUAGCGAUUACGCAUACCGGUACCCAGACGAUGUGUAUGAUCGCCGCUGGACACCCUAUAACUCCUAUGAAUGGAAAACGUCCUCGCAGUCGCCCUAUAACUCCAUUGACUUGAAAGACUUGAGCACAGGACUUACCAUUGAUUCCCAAAGUCAGUAUGAUGACCAACCACCAUCUGUUGUCAUGAGUACUGCAAUAACCCCAAUAAAUGAGAACGAUCCCAUGGAAUUGAUCUACUGGAAACCAGACGAUCAGCAAAUCUAUAUCUACGUGUACUUUGCUGAAGUCGUAAAGCUAGAACCCAACCAGUACAGAUCAUUCAACAUUACUCUCAAUGGGGAAUACUGGCAUGGACCUAUUGUCCCUGAUUACCUGUAUACAACUAGGGUGUACAGUACAUCGCCCGUGGCUGGAGGGACGUAUAAUUUCUCGAUCGUCAAAGUGGAAAAUUCAACACUUCCACCCAUCCUAAACGCAGUUGAGAUCUAUUAUGUGAAAGAUUUCUUGCAACCAGAAACAGACCGAGCGGAUGUUGAUGCCAUCAGCAAGAUCAAAUCAACAUAUGGAAUAAAGAGAAAUUGGCAAGGAGAUCCAUGUGCCCCGAAAGUGUACUCGUGGGAAGGUCUAGAUUGUAGCUAUGAUGCUGAUAAUGCCCCCAGGAUCACAUCCUUGAACUUGUCCUCAAGUGGAUUGACCGGAGAGAUAUCUGCUGAUAUAUCAAAUCUCAUAAUGUUACAAUCUUUGGAUCUAUCAAACAAUAGCUUGAUUGGAUCAGUGCCUGGUUUUCUGUCUAAGUUACCAAACUUGAGGGUCUUAAACUUAGAACGAAACAAGCUCACAGGUUCAGUUCCACUUGAGCUAAUUGAAAGAAGAGACGAUGGUUUACUAUCAUUAAGCGUGGGAGAAAAUCCAGAUCUAUGUGGGUCCCGUUCUUGCCAAAAGAAGAAAAACAACAAUGUUAUUCCAAUAGUAGCAUCAGCUGUCGGUGGAUUGAUUGUCCUCACAUUGAUUGUCGUGGCUAUCUUUUGGGGGACUAAAAGGAGAACAAAACACGAUACGAUGGUAGAUUCUGAAUCCAACAAGCAGAAUAUCAUGUCAUUGGAGACUUUACAGCGUCAAUUUACGUACUCUGAACUACUAAGAAUUACCAACAACUUUGAGAGAAUUCUUGGAAGGGGUGGCUUCGGAACAGUUUAUCAUGGCUACAUAGAUAACACCCAAGUUGCAGUGAAGAUGCUCUCUCAUUCAUCAGUUCAAGGUUAUCAGCAGUUUCAAUCGGAGGUUAGACUUCUUAUGAGAGUCCAUCAUCGAAACUUGACUACCCUCUUUGGGUACUGCUAUGAAGGAACGAACAUGGGGCUCAUUUACGAGUACAUGGCCAACGGAGACUUGGGAGCACAUCUUUCAGAUUGGAACGCAAAAACCUUGACUUGGGAAGAUAGACUUCGAAUCGCGACGGAUGCUGCAAAAGGAUUGGAGUAUCUGCACUGUGGUUGUAAGCCACCUAUAGUCCACAGAGACGUGAAGACUACAAACAUAUUGUUGAACGAAAAUCUGCAGGCAAAACUGGCUGAUUUUGGGCUCUCCAAGAUUUUCCCUACUGAUAGUGGCGCCACUCAUGUUUCUACAGUUGUUGCUGGCACCCCUGGCUACCUUGACCCCGAGUACAACAUAACAAACAGGUUUACCGAGAAAAGUGAUGUCUAUAGCUUUGGAGUGGUUCUGCUGAAGAUAAUCACGAGUCGACCCGCUAUAGAAAGAUCUGAGGCAAGGACUCACGUAAGUGAAUUCGUGAGGUCCAUGCUUGCCAAGGGGGACAUAAAAAAUAUUGUUGAUCCCAGGUUGCAGGGAAACUUCAACAGUAAUUCUGUUUGGAAAGCCGUUGAAAUAGCAAUGGGUUGUGUAUCUCCAACUGCUACGAAAAGGCCAACCAUGAGCCAGGUAGUGGUGGACCUAAAGGAGUGUAUGGCAACUGAAUUAGCUCGGGCGAAUGAGGGCGAUUCCAAAGAAUCCAUGAAAAUGAUCAACAUGGAUCUGGGUACUGAACUCAAUCCAUUGGCAAGGUAAGCGCACUUACGCACGUACAUACAGAUUGAAA
Messenger RNA from Juglans regia (Persian walnut), 2707 nucleotides. RefSeq names its product LRR receptor-like serine/threonine-protein kinase IOS1. The record is from RefSeq and is a predicted model, not a curated record. The transcript has 13 exons. The coding region runs from base 1 to 2676 and encodes 891 amino acids. Lineage: Eukaryota; Viridiplantae; Streptophyta; Magnoliopsida; Fagales; Juglandaceae. Gene Ontology annotation, biological process: protein phosphorylation. Gene Ontology annotation, molecular function: protein kinase activity; ATP binding.